AUGGCUGCAUCAAAUCAAGCCACCGCAGACACUUGGGCCCCCGACUCUUGGAGGUCAAAGCCCAUCAAGCAGUGCCCCGAGUACCCGGACAAGAAAGCUCUUCAGAAAGCGAGCAGCGAGCUCAAGAGGCUGCCCCCGAUUGUCCACCCGCGAGAGAUUGUGCGGCUCAGGCAGCAUCUGCGGGAUGUGGCGCAAGGGGAUGCCUUCUUGCUCCAGGGAGGCGACUGCGCGGAGCUCUUUGACUAUUGUGAGCAAGGCGCGAUCGAGUCCAAGAUCAAGCUCCUGCUGCAGAUGAGCCUGGUCCUCAUCUGGGGCGCCAACCGCAAGGUGAUCAGGAUAGGCCGCAUGGCCGGCCAGUACGCCAAGCCGAGGUCGAGUCCCUUCGAGAAGGUCGAUGGCAAGGAGGUACCUUCUUUCAGAGGCGAUAUCCUGAACGGCUUCGCUCUCGAUGAGCGAGAGUUGGAUCCCAACAGGAUGGUCCGGGCGUACCACCAUUCAGCAGCGACGCUCAACUACAUCCGCGCGGCCCUCGCCUCGGGCAUCGCGGACCUGCACCGCCCUCUCGACUGGGGCCUGGGCCACGUCCGGGACCCGACGCUCAAGGCCAAGUACUCGGAGGCCGUCCAGUUCCUCACGGACAUGCUGCGCUUCAUGCACACCAUCGGCGCCGACAAGAGCGACAAGCUCGACACGGUCGACCUCUUCACGAGCCACGAGGGCCUGCUGCUCGAGUACGAGCAGUCCAUGACCCGCCUGCUCGACAACCCGCUGCACGUCCCCACCGCCCCUUCUUCUUCUCCGUCCGCCCCGGUCGCCACCGCUGCCGAGGGAGACGACGACUCCCACACGCAGCAGAGCCCCAAGAUGUACUACAACACCUCGGCCCACUUCCUCUGGAUCGGCGACCGCACGCGGCAGAUCGACGGCGCCCACGUCGAGUACUUCCGCGGCGUCGCCAACCCGCUCGGCGUCAAGGUCGGCCCCACCACGCCGGCGGCGGACCUGCUCGCCCUGCUGCGCGCGCUGAACCCGGCCCGCGAGCCGGGCCGCGUGACCCUCAUCACGCGCUACGGCGCCGACCGCGUCCGCUCGCUGCUGCCGGCGCACAUCCGCGCCGUCGAGGACUCCGAGUACCGCCGCCGCGUCGUCUGGCAGUGCGACCCCAUGCACGGCAACACGCGCUCCACGGCGGGCGGCGUCAAGACGCGCCGCUUCGGCGACAUCUUUGCCGAGCUGCGCGAGACGCUCGCCGUCCACCGCGAGCAGGGGUCCUACCUCGGCGGCGUGCACCUCGAGCUCACGGGCGACGCCGUGACCGAGUGCACGGGGGGCAGCGAGGGCCUCGCCGACGACGACCUGUCGACCAACUACACGAGCUUCUGCGACCCGAGGCUCAACGAGAAGCAGGCGCUCGAGCUGGCCUUCCUGAUAGCCGACCACUACAGGGCGGAGGAGAAGAAGGGAGAUGGGGCGACUGCGGCGUAG
This is a messenger RNA of Thyridium curvatum, 1485 nucleotides long. RefSeq lists its product as uncharacterized. Gene Ontology annotation, biological process: aromatic amino acid biosynthetic process. The coding region runs from base 1 to 1485 and encodes 494 amino acids. The record is from RefSeq and is a predicted model, not a curated record. The transcript has a single exon. Gene Ontology annotation, molecular function: 3-deoxy-7-phosphoheptulonate synthase activity. NCBI's taxonomy places the organism in Eukaryota, Fungi, Ascomycota, Sordariomycetes, Thyridiales, Thyridiaceae.